This is a messenger RNA of Lagopus muta (rock ptarmigan), 3810 nucleotides long. RefSeq names its product macrophage expressed 1 (gene MPEG1). The transcript has a single exon. Lineage: Eukaryota; Metazoa; Chordata; Aves; Galliformes; Phasianidae. Bases 73 to 2232 code for a protein of 719 amino acids. Gene Ontology annotation, biological process: defense response to bacterium. The record is from RefSeq and is a predicted model, not a curated record.
ACCAGCCGCACCCCCUCCUCUUCAUUUCCCCAGCCACCUCUUCACCACUGGGACGUCCAGAGUUCUUCAGCCAUGGUCUGGGUGCUGAGGGUGGUCCUCCUCACCCAGGCGCUGGCUAUGGCAGUGGCAGAAGUUGAGCAGCCCCAGGAGGCACUGUCCUCUGUGGGGUUUCAGGACUGCAAGAAGGCCCUGAAGCUCCCAAGCCUGGAAGUCCUCCCCGGGGGGGGCUGGGACAACCUCAGGAAUUUAGAUAUGGGCAGAGUCAUAGAUCUGAGCUACUCGCUGUGUAAGACCACUGAAGAUGGGUCCUACAUCAUCCCAGAUGACAUCUUCACCAUUCCUCGCAAGCAGAGCAACCUGGACAUCAACUCUGAGAUCAUUGAGUCCUGGAAGGAUUACAAAAGCGUCACCUCUGCCUCCAUCAACCUGGAGCUGUCCCUCUUCUCUGCAAUCAAUGGCAAGUUCUCUUAUGACUUCCACCAGGCCAAGACCCACCAAGUGCAGGACAAGGCGGUCACCACUCGCGUACAGGUCAGGAACCUGGUUUACACUGCCAAGAUUGACCCAGGAGCAAGCCUGGACAAGGGCUUCAAGAAGCAGCUGUUGACCAUUGCCAGCCACCUGGAGAACAACCAGACUCGGAUGGCUGAUUUUCUGUCUGAGGUGCUGGUGCUCAACUAUGGCACCCACACCAUCACAUCUGUGGAUGCUGGAGCCAGCUUGGUCCAGGAGGAUCAGAUCAAGGCCACCUUCCUGAAGGACAGCUGGGCCACGCGGAGCUCCAUCACUGCCUCAGCCGCUGUGGCCUUCCACAGCAUAAUCAAUGUGAAAACUGAGGAAUCUCAAGGCACCAGUUCUGCCUUCACCAAGCAGUACCUAGAGAACCGCACCAACUCCAGAGUAGAGAGCAUCGGCGGGACCCCCUUUUACCCAGGCAUCACCCUUAAGACCUGGCAGGAGGGAAUUAGCAACCAGCUGGUGGCCAUCGACCGCUCGGGGCUGCCUCUGUACUUCUUCAUCAGCCCCAGCACCCUGCCAGAGCUGCCCAGCCCCACGGUGAAGAAGCUGGCCAAGCGGGUGGAGAUGGCCAUCCGCCGCUACUACACCUUCAACACCUACCCUGGCUGCACCGAUGCCACCUCACCCAACUUCAACUUCCACGCCAACGCUGACGAUGGCUCCUGCGUGGGGACCAUGACCAAUUUCACCUUCGGGGGAGUCUUCCAGGAGUGCACUGGGCUGGCCGGCCCCGACACCAAUGAACUGUGCCGGGCGCUGGAGCAGAAAAACCCCCUCACCGGGGCUUUCUCCUGUCCCACCUCGUACAGCCCCGUGCUGCUGGGCAUGCAGGAGCGGGAGGAAGGCCACAGCCACCUGGAGUGCCAGAACAAGUGCACCCUGGGCAUCUUCUGUCACCGUGUCUGCAGGGAUGUCUUCUGGCUCUCCCGGGUGCAAUUCAGAGCUUAUUGGUGUGUCGCAAGUGGCCCAGUGCCCCCAGACUCGGGUUACCUCUUCGGGGGGCUGUUCAGCAGCCGCAGCGUCAACCCCCUCACGGGUGCCCAGUCCUGCCCCUCACGGUACUUCUUGCUGAAGCUCUUUGAUGACCUCAGAUUGUGUGUGAGCCAGGAUUACGAGGGAGGCAGCCAGUACGCGGUGCCCUUCGGGGGCUUCUUCAGCUGCCAGGCAGGGAACCCCUUAGGGGGUCAGCACCAGGGUACCGCCGAGGACCCUUACGCCAAGCGCUGCCCCACAGGCUUCAGCCAGCACUUAGCACUGAUCAGCGACAGCUGCCAGGUGGAGUACUGUGUCCAGGCUGGCGUCUUCACAGCAGGCUCGCUGCCGCCGGCGCGCCUACCACCCUUCACCCGACCCCCUGCCAACCUGCCAGCCAUCGACACCGUGCUGGUGAGCAACGGGGAUGGGGAGAGCGCCUGGGUGCGGGAUGGGACAGGCCGUGCGUGGCGGCUGGCACAGCCCAUUGAGAUCCAGCAGGCAGCAGAGAUGGUGAGGGGCCGGGCGCUGACGGGGGGUGAGGUGGCUGGCGUGGCUGCAGCAGUGCUGGUGGGGCUUGUCACCAUCCUGGCAAUGGUCUGCUACGGUCGCUGGAGGUACAGGAGAAGGGGGUACCUGGCUAUGAGUGACAGGGACACGCCUGUGCAGAGGCCAGGGGACAGCACCGCAGUGAACAUGGGUGAGGGGCACCAGCAAGAGUCAGCAGGCCUCGUGGAAUAAGUAUUGCUCAGCUGCUUGUGCUCCUAACCUAGGUGAAGCCCCUGGCCCACUCCUUUCCCUGAGGCACAGCUGUGCAGUGCCAGCAGCCCCUGCACCUCACCCCAUUCCCACGACAGGUUCACCUCUCUGCAGCUCCAGCUACCCUGCAGGGCUCCACCACCCUUCAUCCUUCUCUAGGCCCCCUGGUUGACCUCCAAGGCCACCAUCUGAGGCCAUCCCACCAGCAGGACCCACCACAUCUCUCUGCCAGCCCCUGCUCUUCCCCAACCAGCUUUGCUGCUUGAGAGUCAUACCCCAUUACAGGCUGUGCCCACUCUCUCCUCCUCCCCAUUCCCAGAAAAGGGGAUCCAGUGCUCUUCAAAAAGCUACUGAGGUUGUUGGGGUACCCAAGAGAACCUCGAAGAGCAAGGGGAAGCCAAACAAACCCCUCCUUCCUGACUCACCAGAUAGACUCAAUUCCAUCGCAGAGAUACACAGCCUGUAAAAGCAUUGGCUCAGGGACCAACUCCUUGGAGAACACCCUACUCCUCCCCAAGUCCCCCACCUACUGCACACACCCAGCACCCAUUUCCACCCGCAGGAACAGGAGGGCGACCCACGCCUUCAUGUAUAUCUAUCGUGAUAGAUAUACACACACAUGCAGAGAGGCACGGAUCACUUUUAUUUCAGCCAGCAAAUAAUUGCAUAGGCAACACAGCAUUAAAAAAUAAUAAUAAAAAAAAAGGAAUGUUGUUAAAAAGCUGUGUCACAUUAGUCAUCAACCUGGCACCCUGGAGGUGGGGACCCUCUCCCUCCCCCAGAUCACGUGAGGGUUUUGCAUAGCUCCAGCUCAGGUUUUUCUGCAGCAAGGCAGCCUCAGGUGCAGCCAUGCAGAAACCACGAUGCUGUUCCCCUGCUGCAGAGCUGCCCAGAUGGGGAUUUCCUAGGGACAGAGGGUUUUUCCCUUGAGGUAGAAGAUGACAGCCCAUGCUAAGGAAGGGAAGGAUGGGGGGAGGAAUGAGGUGCCUGGCCCUCCCUGUGGGUGCCCACUCCCUCGCCUGAUGACACAGACGACGGACAGAAGACAACAGAGAGGCCAGGCCACAUAGGGACAGUGAGCACUCCUCCACCAUCCGCUUUAUUGAUGCCCUGGGGUGCAGCCAGCUGGCAGCGAUGGACCCCACGGACAGGGGAGAGGAGAAACAGCAACGACGACAGAAUGAUGCACAUCAGGACGGAUCCCUCCCACACCACCGUCCCCCAGGACGGAGGGUGAACCAACCCCAAAGGAAAACCGGAAAGGGACUAAACAAAAGGGGCUACGAGGACCCAACCCCACAAGGAGCAAUGAGGGGGGGACAGGGGGCAGUUUUGGCAGGGCCCCCGCCCUACUCACCAAGUCGGGGUGUCUCAUAGGAUGGGAUCAGGAGGAGGGCAUAGAACAGCCUGUGGGGAGGGUGCCCCCCCCAGCAUCCCCCUGGAGCCACAGGGCCCACUGUUCCCACCCCAUGUGGCUCCAAGAGGCCCUGCAAAGUCCCUGGGUCUGGUGGGGGCCACCAGAUUCCAUGCAAACCCCCUCCCCUCCCCUUCCCCCAGCCA